Pocillopora meandrina is the source of this 222-nucleotide messenger RNA. The record is from the annotation of a GenBank genome assembly. NCBI's taxonomy places the organism in Eukaryota, Metazoa, Cnidaria, Anthozoa, Scleractinia, Pocilloporidae.
AUGAAAACACUAGCAGUAAGUAGUAAAAGCUAUCAAGAGGACAGAAGUAUUGAUGCUAUUAGUAAGGAACAAGAAAGGGAAUUCUGCAACAACUGCGGAAAACAAAGCCUGAGGAACAAAUGUCCAGCCUACGGUACAUCAUGCUGAAAAGGUGGCAAAGCUAAUCAUUGGCAAUCUGUCUGCCGGUUCGGAAAACGGAAACAAUUCAAGGAGCGACGGUGA